Eruca vesicaria subsp. sativa (arugula) is the source of this 5426-nucleotide messenger RNA. The record is from the annotation of a GenBank genome assembly. NCBI's taxonomy places the organism in Eukaryota, Viridiplantae, Streptophyta, Magnoliopsida, Brassicales, Brassicaceae.
AAAAAAAAAUCAAAAUCCCCAAAUCGAACCUUAGUCCUACACAAAAAUAAAAAUCCCUAAUUCCACGAACUCUGUGCUCAGAAAAAUCCUCCGAUUCAGGAAUCAUUUCUAUACAGCUUGAUCCGAGUUCACACGUGGCGCAUCAUCGUAGCUUGCGAUUGGUUUGUUCGAGAAUUUUCUAUCUGGGUUUCUGCUCUUACUUGCAAAAGAUUGCUCCUUUGUGUAUCAAUUCAAAGACUUUUCUGAAGAGCUAAUUCAGGAGAUGAAAUUUGGAUGUGGAGGAGAGGAGGAGAGUUAUGCGGUGUUUAUUACUGUUAGUUACUAAAAGAACUAGAACAAGGAGAAGAAGACGUAAGUGUUGAACAAUGAAUGUUCAGACUCACUUGUCUGGACAGGUUUCGAACCAAGGGACCAUGUCUCAGCAGAAUGGCAACUCCCAAAUUCAGAAUUUAGCUACUGGUGGUGGUGGUGGUGGUGUUCCUGUUGGUACUGGUUUAGGACCUUCACGUGGUGACAAUGAUCUCUUGAGACUUCGGCAUGGCAUGCGAAUCAAGAUUUUCAGCAUCUUACAGCAAAAACAACCAUCACCAGCUGAUGAGGCAUCAAAGGCAAAGUAUAUGGAUGUUGCUAGACGCUUAGAGGAGGGGUUGUUUAAAAUUGCCAACUCAAAGGAAGAUUACUUGAAUCAGUCGACCCUUGAAUCUCGGCUGGCAAGUCUAAUCAAAGGCAGACAUAUGAAUAACUACAAUCAGCGACAUGCUAAUGCAUCUACGGUUGGAACAAUGAUACCCACUCCUGGAUUACAACAUGGUGGUGGGAAUCCAAAUAUGAUGAUGACAUCCUCUGUUGAUGCUACAAUGGCUGGAAGUAAUAACAUUACAACUAAUGCUAUGAACACUGGAAACAUGCUGAAUUCUACUGGUGGCAUGCUCGGAGGUAACAUGUCUAAUGGAUACCAGCAUUCAUCGAGUAACUUUGGUCUUGGUUCUGGAGGGAACAUAGCAUCAACGAGCUCACAAAGAAAUACUGGUCAAAUGAUGCCUACCCCUGGAUUUGUCAACAGCGGUAUUAAUAACAAUAACAACAAUAGCCAGUCUUACUUGAAUGUUGAAGCUUCCAUUGCCAACAAUAGUGUUGGAUUUUCUGCUGCGCCCAUGAUGGUACCUCAGCCUCAUCACCAGCAACAGCAACAGCAACAGCAACCGAGGCAGGAUAUUGGUGGCCAAAAUAGUCGUAUCUUGCAUAACCUUGGAAGUCAAAUGGGUGUUGGCCUUAGACCUGGGAUGCAACCAAAAAUGUCUAACAGCUCCAACGGUGGUGUUGGGAUUAAUGCAAAAGGUGUUGAUUCAGGUUCCAUAAAUUCACAGCAGGCUUAUAAUAGCCUUCAGCGUCCAGGAAUAAAGAGUGAAGGAUAUGUCACAAAUAAUGCUGACCCAUUCUGUUCUGGAAAUUUGUAUGGUGCUACAACAUCUGUUGGGACGUUGACAAAUACUCAGAAUACCAAUACGGCAAGUUUUCAGUCUAUGUCUGGAAAUGGCUCUACUCUGUCACAUCAACAGCCUAAUCGGUUUCAGCAACAACCUAAUCAAAUUCACCAACAGCAGCAGCAGUUUCUACGUCAACGGCAAAUGAAGCUGCAGAGCCAGCAGCAACAGAGAUUUAUAAGUGAUGAAGCUUUUGGGCAAAACCAUGUGGCCUCUGACAUGGUUACACACGUUAAACAUGAACCUGGAAUUGAGAACCCUAGCAAUUCUAUCCACUCCCAAACUCAUGAGCAAUUUCAGCUUUCUCAGUUUCAAAAUCAAUACCAGAACAAUGCAGAUGACCAUCAUGCAGGCUCUCAGACUCUCCCUACCACAAGUCAGAGUGAUAUUUGCACAUCAGUUCCCCAACAUAGCCAACAGAUACAGCAGAUGUUGCACCCGCAGAAUAUGGCUUCCGACUCUAUGAACAGUUUUAAUAACGUUUCUGUUGGAGUGAAAUCAGAAUCUGGUCUGCAAGGUCACUGGCAAUCUCAGUCACAGGAACAUGCUCAAAUGUCUAAUAGUAUGUCGAACGAACGGCACAUUCAGGAUGAUUUUCGUCAAAGAAUGUCAGGAACGGAUGAAGCUCAGCCCAAUAACACGUCUGGAGGGUCUAUUGUAGGUCAAAGUCAUAUCUCCACUACAUCAGAAUCUCCUCAAAACCCUGCUGGUGCCACUUGUAGAUAUGGAAAUGAAAACCAAGAUCCGAGAUUUAGAAACCAACAGAAAUGGCUCCUGUUCCUACGCCAUGCUCGCAACUGCAAAGCGCCUGAAGGGAAGUGUCCAGAGCGGAACUGCGUUACGGUUCAGAAGCUCUUGAAGCACAUAGACAGUUGUGCUGUACCUCAGUGCUCAUAUCCUCGUUGCCGCCCCACAAAGACACUGAUUAAUCACCAUCGAAGUUGUAAGGAAUCUAACUGUCCUGUGUGUAUUCCUGUGAAGGCCUUCUUACAGCAACAGGCAAAUGCACGGUACCUAGCUCGUUUAAAAACUGAAACCGCUGCUGCGAGGUCAGUAGAUGGAGCUGGAAUAUCCAAUGAUGCAGUACAGACCUCUGCUGGAGCAAUCUCUUGUGCUUCGCCUCGUGAUGAUAUUUCAAAUCAUUUGCAACCUUCAUUGAAACGGUUGAAGGUGGAGCAGUCUUCUCAACCUGUCGACGUUGAGACGGAAAGUUGUAAAAGCUCUAUUAUUUCCGUAACAGAAGCACAAUCAUCUCAGCAUGCUGAAAGGAAAGAUCAUAGGAACAGUGAUGUACGUGCAUCUUCAAAGUAUUUUGAAGUGAAAGCUGAGCUUUGUGAAGGUUCUGUCCAGGCACGACCCAGUUUUAAAGAGAGAACAAAUGGAAUUGCUGAAAAUAUUCCCAAGCAAAGACCUGUCAUUGAAUCUGUUAAACAAGAUUUGCCUGAUCCCUCACCUCGGCAAGAGAAGUGCAAAAUGGAGAAAGUAUCUGAGUCACUAAAGGAAGAAAGUUUGGCAGAGUCUAAACCUCCACCAAAAUCUGGAAAAGCAGAGAUAAAGGGUGUUUCAUUAACUGAGUUGUUCACCCCUGAGCAAGUUAGAGAACAUAUACGUGGUCUCCGUCAGUGGGUUGGCCAGAGUAAAGCAAAAGCAGAAAAGAAUCAGGCUAUGGAGCAUUCAAUGAGUGAGAAUUCCUGUCAACUAUGUGCGGUGGAGAAGCUUACCUUUGAGCCACCACCUAUAUAUUGUACCCCUUGUGGCGCCCGCAUCAAGAGGAAUGCUAUGUAUUACACUGUAGGAGCUGGUGACACUCGUCAUUACUUUUGUAUUCCAUGUUAUAAUGAAUCCCGUGGGGACACUAUACUCGCUGAAGGGACGCCUAUACCUAAGGCAAGACUCGAGAAAAAGAAAAAUGAUGAAGAAACUGAAGAAUGGUGGGUCCAAUGUGAUAAAUGUGAGGCCUGGCAGCAUCAGAUCUGUGCUUUAUUUAAUGGACGAAGGAAUGACGGAGGGCAAGCUGAGUAUACCUGCCCUUAUUGCUAUAUAGCAGAAGUGGAACAAAGUAAGAGGAAGCCUUUACCUCAGAGUGCUGUUCUUGGAGCCAAAGACCUACCGAGAACGAUUCUCAGUGACCAUAUAGAGCAGCGGUUGUUUAAGAAGCUGAAGCAGGAACGAACAGAGAGAGCCAGGGCUCAAGGAAAAAGUUUUGAUGAGGUUCCUACUGCCGAGUCCCUUGUGAUUAGAGUUGUUUCAUCUGUUGACAAGAAGCUGGAAGUAAAACCCCGAUUUCUUGAAAUUUUUCGGGAAGACAGUUACCCAACAGAAUUUGCAUACAAGUCCAAGGUGGUUCUGUUGUUCCAAAAGAUUGAAGGUGUAGAAGUGUGCUUAUUUGGGAUGUACGUCCAAGAAUUUGGUUCUGAAUGCUCAUUUCCUAAUCAACGCCGAGUUUAUCUCUCUUAUUUGGAUUCUGUAAAGUACUUUAGACCCGAGGUUAGAUCUUAUUACGGAGAGGCUCUGCGUACUUUCGUUUACCACGAAAUUCUGAUCGGUUACCUAGAAUACUGCAAGUUGCGUGGUUUCACGAGCUGCUACAUAUGGGCUUGUCCGCCUCUCAAGGGCGAGGACUAUAUCUUGUAUUGUCAUCCUGAAAUCCAGAAGACGCCAAAAUCUGAUAAACUACGAGAGUGGUACUUAGCAAUGCUGAAAAAAGCUUCAAAGGAGGGCAUUGUCGCAGAAACUAUAAAUCUAUAUGACCAUUUCUUUAUGCAAACUGGUGAAUGUAGAGCUAAGGUCACUGCAGCUAGGCUCCCAUAUUUCGAUGGUGAUUACUGGCCAGGUGCAGCAGAGGAUCUUAUAUACCAAAUGAGUCAAGAAGAAGAUGGCAAAAAGGGAAAUAAGAAAGGAAUGCUCAAGAAAACAAUUACAAAAAGAGCUCUAAAAGCUUCUGGUCAGACUGAUCUAUCUGGGAAUGCAUCCAAGGAUCUGCUGCUAAUGCAUAAACUUGGUGAGACCAUUCACCCAAUGAAGGAGGACUUUAUCAUGGUCCACCUGCAACCUUCUUGCACACAUUGCUGUAUGCUGAUGGUAUCUGGAAACCGUUGGCUCUGCAGUCAGUGCAAAUACUUUCAGAUUUGUGAUAAGUGUUAUGAAGCUGAACAGCGGCGUGAAGACAGGGAAAGACAUCCUGUUAAUUUUAGGGAUAAGCAUGCGCUGUACCCUGUUGAGAUUACAGAUAUUCCUGCAGAUACGAGGGACAAGGAUGAAAUACUAGAAAGCGAGUUUUUCGACACUAGGCAAGCGUUUCUGAGUCUUUGUCAAGGGAACCACUAUCAGUACGACACGUUGAGGCGUGCAAAACAUUCGUCAAUGAUGGUCCUUUAUCAUCUGCAUAACCCAACUGCUCCUGCCUUUGUCACGACCUGCAAUGCGUGUCACCUCGACAUUGAGACUGGCCAAGGCUGGCGCUGUGAAGUAUGUCCAGACUACGAUGUGUGCAAUUCCUGUUACAGUAGAGAUGGUGGAGUUAAUCAUCCUCACAAGUUGACUAAUCAUCCAUCUUUAGCUGAUCAAAAUGCUCAGAACAAAGAAGCAAGACAGUUGCGUGUCUUGCAGCUUAGGAAAAUGCUGGAACUUCUUGUACAUGCAUCACAAUGUCGUUCCGCAAAUUGUCAGUAUCCAAAUUGCCGGAAAGUGAAGGGACUAUUCCGACAUGGUAUACAGUGCAAAGUGCGUGCUUCAGGAGGUUGUGUUCUCUGCAAAAAAAUGUGGUAUCUUCUGCAACUCCACGCUCGGGCCUGCAAGGAAUCUCAAUGCCAUGUACCUCGUUGCAGUGACCUGAAGGAGCAUUUAAGAAGAUUACAACAGCAAUCAGAUUCACGGCGAAGAGCAGCUGUGAUGGAAAUGAUGAGACAAAGAGCUGCAGAGGUCGCUGGAGGAUCAGGUUAA